This is a messenger RNA of Conger conger (European conger), 4188 nucleotides long. It is a transcript of the gene ttll4, whose product is annotated as tubulin tyrosine ligase-like family, member 4. NCBI's taxonomy places the organism in Eukaryota, Metazoa, Chordata, Actinopteri, Anguilliformes, Congridae. Gene Ontology annotation, cellular component: cilium. Gene Ontology annotation, molecular function: tubulin binding; tubulin-glutamic acid ligase activity. Gene Ontology annotation, biological process: microtubule cytoskeleton organization; protein polyglutamylation. The record is from RefSeq and is a predicted model, not a curated record. The coding region runs from base 266 to 3604 and encodes 1112 amino acids. The transcript has 19 exons.
AGUCGGACGUGUAAGUCACUUAAGCAAAGGUAACGAUCUCUACAGGAAGGAAACCGCGGCGGAGCAACGCUGUUGCUAGGAAAUGAUUAAAGGUGGCCAAAAGCUGCGGGCACAGUGGAUUACGUUUGCGGGAUCUCACUCGGAGCGAUGCCACGCUAUAUCUGCGCCGCAUCCUCACCCUCAGUGGACUGACCCCAGCCUUACCACCCACCUUCUUGAUGUGAUGUGUUGAAGUCCCUGCCAGGAGGAUGAGAGAUGGCAACUGAUGGCCUCCAAUGGAGCUGAAGACUUCCACGCACAGGCCUUUGGUCCUGGCCUGGCAGCUCGUCUGUUAGCCGGCUCUGGCUCCCCCACAAGCCUGACGAGAACGGUGUCCUACACCCAGAGCCCCCGGGACCAUGUAGACCAGCUGCACGCGAGGGUAGCACAGAACCGGCAAAACUCUGUCUCAGGGACCCUCGCACAUCGUGCCUGCCUUCCUCUGUCCUCAGCCAGCCCCAAAACGGCCAGAGGUAAAGAGGGUUUAAAUUCCAACGCAAGCAGUAGCAAUGGCCGUGUCUCCGGUGUAGCGCCCCAUGCCUCUCCGAGUUCCAGUGUUUCGUUCACCAGUUCCAAGAAUUCCAUCUGGCAGUCAGCCUCCAAAAACAGCUGCCGGUCCUCCGCCCGCUUUGACUCUCUCCAGCUUCGGCCGGGGCUGUUGAGCAAGAGGACGCUUGCGUCCCAUCGAGCCAUCUAUCCGACAUGUCAGUCCCUGCCAAAGGCCACUUCCAGAAAAUCUUCAGUAGUUAUUGAGGGUACUCUGCCCACUGACCGGUCGUUACCAUGGAGCUGCACCAAGCUUGGGGCCAGCCGCCGGAGAAGUGGCGGGGCCACACCGCGGACCACCGCCAGUCUGACCUCACAAUCUGGGCAGGAGCCCAGUGAACCCAGGUCUUCCUUCAACCCCUCCCAGGUUGCCUUGCGUUGCUACACAGACGACAAAGGGGCGAGACAAAUAGAGAGGGUACUAGCACACCCUGCCGUGCCUUCGCAGAGCAGAUGUCAAGAUUCGACGCAGGAGCACAGCAGCGGGGAUAAGGAACUGCAGAAGCUGGGCGGUAUGGUGAGGGCAGACGCGGGUCUGGAGGAACAUCCGUUGCAAUGCCAUGGAACUUACGAAGGUGCGAAAGGACAGGUCGGGGCGGCUUUGGAGAGGCUGGGUGAGAGCGGUUCCCUCCUGAGAAACGGGGCUGCUAAUGGGUUGGCCAUGCCACCAGGGUCUGACACGGACCCUCCCUGCAUCGUGGAAGCUGUGAACACCGACUCAGGUCCUCGGUCCUCUGCCAACCACGUCCCUCCGGCCAAAUCCGCACCGCUCUGCCUUGCCGGCGGGGACGAGACGACCUGCUGUGUUCCCGACGAAGUCUGUGAUGCCCCCGGCGAUUCGGUCCGCAAAGGAGCCUGCCUGAAACCCCUCUCCGUUUACUCGCUGACCAACCAGAUAUCCGCCAUGCACCUCACCAAAGAGAGCCGCCCUCUCCCCCAGCUGAGUGAGCUGAGCUAUUCCCUGCCUCCGCUGGAGGACCACAGUGCCAUGGGCCUCCGGCUCCUGAAUGAGGAGACCCUUUCAAUGUCACUGGAUGAAGUUGAAGUUGAAGUUGAAGAGGAAGAGGAAGAGGAACUGGCAGACGAGAUGGAGGGCCACUGCAGUGGAGAUGACAAUGAUGGAUUUGAUUGCUCCUCUGUCGACAAUUUCUCCUCUGCAACUUCCACUGGAGUUUCAUCAAAUAUCGAGGACCCGGAUACCCCCGUCCUGGAGGAAGAUGUGGUCCUAAAGCCAGCCUUGGUGCCAAGCCUGUUCCCCCACACACCCCCAACACUGUACUUCGGCACCGCCAAAGAGAGAGUGGAGAUGUUGCCAGAUGAGCAGAGGAAGUUGCUAAAGUGGAAGAUGAGCUCCGUCACCCCUAACGUGGUCAAGCACACGGUCGCCAGGUCGCAUUUCAAAGCCACCAAGAGAAGCCAUGAAUGGCUGGGCUGCUGGGGCCACCACAUGAAGUCACCCGGCUUCCGAUCCAUUCGGGAAUACCAGAAAUUGAACCACUUCCCAGGCUCCUUCCAGAUCGGCCGGAAGGACCGGCUCUGGCGCAACCUGUCCAAGAUGCAGGUGCACUUUGGCAAGCAGGAGUUUGGCUUCUUCCCACGAUCCUUUGUGCUGCCACAGGACAUGAAGCUCCUGAGGAAGGCCUGGGACAGCACGGGCACGCGGCAGAAGUGGAUCAUCAAACCGCCAGCUUCCGCACGAGGGAUCGGGAUCCAGGUGAUUCACAAGUGGAGCCAGCUUCCCAACAGAAGACCCCUCCUGGUUCAGAAAUACCUCCACAAGCCCUACCUCAUCAGCGGGAACAAGUUUGACCUGCGUAUCUACGUGUAUGUGACCUGCUACGACCCGCUCCGGGUCUACAUCUUCACCGACGGGCUCGUCCGCUUCGCCAGCUGCAAGUAUUCGUCUUCCCUCAAAAGCCUCAGCAACAAGUUCAUGCACCUGACGAACUACAGCGUGAACAAGAAGAACUCCGAGUACCAGAGUAACAGCGAUGACAAGGCCUGUCAGGGGCACAAGUGGGCUUUGAAGGCCUUGUGGCACUAUCUUGGAUCCAGAGGCGUCAACACCAACCUGAUCUGGGAGAAGAUCAAAGACAUCGUCAUCAAAACCAUCAUCGCGGCGGACCCGUACGUGAACACGCUGGUGAAGAUGCACGUGCGCUCGCCCUACAGCUGCCACGAGCUCUUCGGCUUCGACAUCAUGCUGGACGAGCACCUCUGGCCCUGGCUCCUGGAGGUCAACAUCUCGCCCAGCCUGCACUCCAACACGGCGCUGGACGCCAGCAUCAAGGGCCAGAUGAUGCGGGACCUGAUGAACCUGGCGGGCUUCGUGCUGCCGCAGCGGGAGGAUCUGGUGCCCCUCAGGGGAGGCAGCCUGAGCAGCUCGGCCAGCAGUCUGGCAGGCGGGGACAGGGAGAAGUCGCGACACGGUGCAGACAUGCUGUUUGAUGAAAAGCUCAAGAGAGCACACUUCCUGAGCCAGUGCCAGCGCAGCGCAAAUCCGGCGUUCUACUCCACCGUGCUGGACGCGCUGACCCCGCGGGACGUGCGGGUGCUCAGGGAGACGGAGGACGAGCUGACCCGCCGGGGCCAUUUCGAGCGCGUCUUCCCCUCGGCCGUGUCCUCCCACUACCUGCGCUUCUUCGAACAGCCGCGCUACCUCAACAUCCUGCUCAACCAGUGGGAGGCCAAGUACUGCAACAACAGGGGCAAAGGGAUCAACCUGCUGAGGGGUCUGUGUCGGAGAGGAGUCCACCUGGGAAACGCCUCCGAUGCAGUGCACCCUACUCAGUGGCUGGUCUUGUCCGUCUCCAGCCAGAAGGUCGACUCCUGCAAUAGCCUCUCCAUAAAGGCCGAGCCAAUCAGGUCCAGUGUGGUGGUCAGUCUGACCCGGGGCUCCCAGCACGACGAGGAGGACCCCCCGUCGGCCGUCUCCAGCCCUCCCGACACGGGGGCCAGCACGCCCAUGGGCUGCUCCAGCCUGUCCAACGAGAGCCUGCCCACCGGAGACCUGUCCUGAGCCCCCCCCACCCCCACCCGCCUCUGUUUACACGCCUCGGCCUUCUGCAACGCGCACACACACUCAGGGUCUGCCAAAGGGUGUCAGCGAGGAGGCGGGCGGGGUGUUCUGUGUCCCCCCCCCCCUCCUCUGCCAUACGCAGUGCGUUCUCUCUCUUCCAUCUCCCCCCAUCCUCUCUCUCCAUCUCUCUCUCUCUCUCUGUUUCUCUUGUCUCUCACUCAACAACGAAUGCGAAAAGAGAGGGAGAAACCAUGAGAGAGGAGAGAAACCGUUUCUGGAUUGUAGACACAACAGAAAUCGCUGGCCAAGCGGAUGAGUGUGUAACAGUGGGAGGGGGACUGAUUGGCCAUCUGCCGGCCAAUCACGUGAGGGCCCUUGUUUGUGUACAGUAGUGCCAACCAAUCAGAUCCCUGGGUAAAGUGUGCUUACACCCCACCUGUAAGGUCGGCGCGAGUGCAUCCCUUUGGCUGGUCGUUUCCUACACAUCUGCAUAUUACAUGUGCAUUUCUGAACAGGAAUUAAAUGGUAAUGAUUGUUACAAAUAAAAAUCUAUUUUUAUCAUUUAAUUAAAGUAUCUCAGACUA